UUCUUAUUGAUUACGUUUGCGUUAUCGGUACCUACGUUCUGCGUACACUUUGUUGGUGAAUGGUGUGGUUAUUUAUUCAAAAAUGUAUUUUAAAAUUUAUUAGAUCAAAGAAGAUUUCAAAUAUGAUGUUUAUCAUUGCUAAUGUUUACGUGUUUCGACUGCAAACCAGAAAGUUUUCUGCCUUCUAACGUAGAAACAAUCUUAAAACACACUAAUAAUGGAUUGGAUAAUUUCCGAUGAGUUGGGUCUCACCGUGGGGCAUCUGGUGGGUUGGGGAGCGGCUGGUGCUAUGAUAAUAGGAGGAGUGGCUCCAUACAUUCCACAAUAUAGACAAAUAAAGAGGUCUCAAGACGCUGAAGGGUUCUCUUUGUAUGUGUGUCUUGCACUCCUUAUAGCAAAUACUUUGAGGAUAUUAUUUUGGUUUGGUAAAAGAUACGAAUUGCCAUUGUUGAUACAAAGCAUAGUGAUGAAUAUAACAAUGUUUGUGAUGAUAAACCUUUGUGUUACUGUUCGUAAAAAGAACCAAAUAAUCAGGGCAAGGGAGCGAAUAUUCACAGGUGCAAUAUUCAUGUUAUAUAUACUAUUGUGUUGUGUGAAUGGAUCAGCCCAGCCUGACGACACGGCACACUGGCUGGACCAGCGAAGUGCCACCAACGGGGGAGAAAAACCCCAUCGGUUCUAUGAUAUGGAACGAAAAUACUUCUGGGCCUGGACCGAUUUCCAAAGUUACGUAGACUGCAUGUUAGUGUUCUCCGUGCUCGGCGCUGCGAUCACUUAUUUAUUGAUAGAGUUCUCACCGUUCGUGGAGCUCAUCGGCUUCCUUGCCGUGUUCACUGAAGCAAUGUUGGGCGCCCCUCAAAUAGCAAAGAACCAUCAGAACAAAAGUACUGAAGGAAUGAGUGUAAGCAUGGUGGUAAUGUGGACGUGUGGUGACGUGUUCAAGACUGCGUAUUUUAUAAUAAGAGAAGCGCCCACACAGUUUUGGGUGUGCGGCAGCCUUCAAGUCUCCUUAGAUGUUAUCAUUCUGUUUCAAGUGUGGCUGUACCGCCACAACACGGCGGCAGCGCGGCGGCUGCGGCGCGGCGACUAGCAGUGGACCGAGACCGACUUAUAGCACGCGCAUCGGUCGCACCGCUCGCACCACUCGCGCCACUCGCACCACACGCAGGCCCCGCUCUUCUUCGUACUCUACUCGGUACCGCUCUUCUGCUUACCCUACCAUUUAUGAUGAAAUAAUUAAAUAACUAAACCCGAAAGUAUUCCACAAAUACGAAACGAGUGAUGAAUGUUAUGGACCAUUUGUACUUUUGUAUAGGUGUUCCAUGUUAGUAGGUAUACGUUAAUGGCACGUGCCAAUUGUUGCUUCAAAGCCAUGGCGUUAUAGUUAAGGUAAAUAUGGUGCGAAUGCGUUAGUUGAAACGACGUAAUAUUAACUGAUAUGUAUAUAUAAGGUUGUUAUGGGUCCGUAUGUUUACGGUGCUAUAGGUUUGUGCCUAAAUUAUCAACGAGGUAAAGUUGUAGACCUUCUUUAUAUCGAUGAAUGAUCAAAGUAGGUAGGAUAAUUGUUAUUUAGAAAGACCAACUAUAUUUCUAUAUUUAAGGUGAAUUUUGACUAGUCGUUAUAAUUAUUUAGUGGAAAUAGAAAAGCACGCUUAGCUUUUGCUAGAAUUCAGUAUAACCUAGUUUUAUUCUGUGACAUGUACAUUACAAAUGUGUAAUAUUCUUCAUAAUUAAAUAUAUCUCCACGUAAGAUUGAAUAACUUGCGAUGCAAUGUAUCUUAAAGGUAUAGUAGUAUUGCUCGUAUACACAGUUGUAGUACACCUUAUUCCAAGACUUGCUUAGCUGUGACAUUUCUAUAGGUAUAUUGUGUACAUAAUAGGUACAAUUAUAUUUUUAAAUGUUUCGAUGUAUUAAGUGCUUACUGAGAAUCUAUAUAAGUUGAGGCACUUAAGGAUAUUGAUAUAGCUGCGGGUGUGUCCACGAUGCGUCAUUACAUUCCGAUGUAGUGUGAGAAACACUCGGUAUCUUAGUGAGAAGAACGUAUGACGGGUUAAGAGCGUGCUCGACUUCCAUAUAAAAGAGUAGAUUUUAAUAAAAUCCUUCAUUCGCUAUUCUCAGAUCGAUCGUAAAUAGACCAAUGAGAACAAAGUUUAUUUGACGGUUACAGAUGACUUGUUUUGAUUGGUUGAUUCCCCUGGGGCCAUAGCGAAUGGGAAUUUAUUGAUUUCUGGCCAUAGAUAAUAAGCCAAAUGUAGAAGCUAUACAAAAGACUGCUGGCGCUUCCGGCACACUGAUUUAUAUCGAAUGAGAAACUGCGUCACACAGUUGAAAUAGCGCACACGUUUUGAUAUCACCGGCGGUGGCCUCCUCCAAGUAUUUUAUCGUUUAGACCAAUUAAACGUAUGUUUUUAUGUAUUACUUAAUGUAAACACUUUGAUUAUUCGAUUGUAGUUAAUGAGUGUUUUUUUAUGUAAAUAUUCCACUCGAAUGUAGUGUUUUUGUGGAUAUUGAAUAUUUAUACAAUUAUCACCAACGGCAAAACGUUUACGAUGUUCUCCUAUAAUACGUAGUAUAGACCUUUGUGUCGUUUCGUAUCACUGAUAUGAGAUCUUAAUUGGGUCGUAAAUUAAUAUUUCACACAAUGACUACUUUUCACCGCGAAUACUUACAUACAUAUUACAUACAUUCCUGACAAUAUAGCAAUCAUUUAAAUGUGCAACAAGUUAUUUUAAUGGUAUUCAUACAAAUUUAUUAUUAUUUUCGGCGCAUUGAAAUAUAAAGUACCAAGUCACUUUGACAUCUAUAACAUUUCCGAAAAUGCUCCUAAAGCCGCUGAAGCAAACUGUAUUCAACUUAUACGUAUAGCUGUUUCAAAUUAUACGUAGAUGUUAAAUUACAAAAAGUAUUUUGUCUGUCCGUUCCGUUUUUACAGUUAAACCGCUUAACAGAUCGGAUAAGUCAAUGGUAUAUCUUAAAAUAAAAAGGUAGAUAUCCCAUUAGAAGCGCAAUCUAAAAACUCUAAAUUUUCACAAUUGAUUGCAUACACUACACAUGAAUGACUGUCUGUUUUUUUUUUCUUCAUACUAGUUUAAAUGUAUAGUGCCACAAACUUAUCUGGCCCGGUGGCCGAAAGAGGAACUAACGACGUCAUUUUGAAAAGUCAAACUGCCUGCCAUUCGCUGACAUAACAGCGACUUUCUCACCGGGCCAGAUUAAUUUGUGGGACUAUAAUACGUUAACUGAUUCGUAUGACAUUUCAAAUAUGUGUCAAAAAUUCCUAGACAUGUCAAGAAUGUGUAUGUGUGUGUACAGACCACUUUUGCGUUAGCAAAGUAGUGUUUAGAUAACGUCGACUGACGAGGGUGAUAAUCCCUCGCCAGUUAACAUAAAUAUGCUGGCCUGUUGGAAGCGAAUAUACACAGGUUGAUUCCGGGACGUGGCACACUUAUGCGUUGGAUAGACAGAAAAGACGUAAGACACGGACGGGGCGCGGACGUUUCUCUUCCGCGUCUCUUUCAUACAAAAUGUAUAGAAACUUCGAAGUGCAAAACAUACACAAAAGACAGGGCGCCGACACGACACGGACACGACGACUACUCGCUUGCGCCCUAUUGUAAAACAUACAGAAAGAAUGGGCCCUAUCCUCGCCCCACGUCUUUUCCGUAUGUCCGAGCCUUACGUGGGCUACUAUUGCGGGUUAUAACACCUUGUGUACGGUAGCCGUUAUCUGAGGGGACAUAAAAUAUAUCCUAUCACCAGCGCAUUUGAUUGUAAAUAAAAUUUGACGCACAUCUUUCUGGCUCCAGGGUGACAAUGUCAGACUGAGCCAGUGACACCUUGGAUGUAGAAAGCUGCUCCGGUCAAUCAUAUUGCAUUAACAGUGUUGAUCUGAAGAACGGAUUGUUUGUAUAACCCCUUAUAAUUUAUGCAAUGCAGCCUUAAGGGCUCUUCCCGAGCAAACGGCCUUGAGGAAUUCUUUCCAUACUUAGCGACGUGUGGAUUACGAGCAUGAACAUGCAAAUAUUUACGUAUAAUUUCGUUUAAAAAAAAACUGUUUUUUUUUUUAUUUUCUAACCACGUAGUACUAAAAUAUAAGGAAUAUUUUAUUAGAAAUUGUCGAUCCAACAACUUGAUUACAAAAAAUUAUGUAUUAGGAGAUGUAUAAAAUCAUCAAUUUUAAUCAUUUUCUUUAUGAAAAAAUAUCCACAUUAUAAAAUAUUGCAAAAUAUAAUGUAAUUUUUGUUGUAUAUGUAUUAUAAAUUUCGAAUACAUAGUUUUAAAAAAUACAGUUAGUGCGCCUUUUUGCUGGGAUAAGGUUUUGGGUAUACGCGUAUACCCAAAACCAUUUAAAAUAUAUAAAUUUUGUUGAAGCAAAUAAUUUUGAAUUACAUAAUUCCAAAUUUUAUUUUAUAAUUAAAUUUUUAUUUCAAUUUACAAUUACGACGGCUACAGUAGUUUUUGAAUGCUGUGGUCGAGUACAUUUUCUAUAAAUGACUCCGCCUUAACCAAACGAUACCUUUCAAUUAGUUAUGGAUGCAUUAAAAUAAUUGUAACUAAGGAAUGUUGCACGAACCGGUAUUUGUUGUGGAUCACCUUGAAUGUCAUUCAUAUACAAACUUUCAUGUAUUAUCUCGCAUUAUUAAGUGAUUUAGAAAAACAUUUUCAAGAAUCAACGAUACGAGACGACAGCUUUUAAAGUAAUUGAAUUCAUUUUUAUGUACAAAUUAUUUUAUUUUAUGUAGUACAAUUUACAAAUUUUAACAUGUCAACACUUUAUUAAUGACGUAACUUAUAAGGAUGUUAAAAACGACCACUUAUUUUAGUUAUAUAAUAAUUUAUAUAGAGACGUUGUGUUUGUUUUAUUUGGGAUAUUUUUUAUGUUAAUGUACAAAACUAUGACUAAACAGUUAAACGAUUGACUAUUGACGUGAUAUUGAAUAACAAUUUAUAAAGUAUGUUUAUAAUUUGUUGUUCAUUUACAAUUUAUGUACCGUUUAUAAUAUAUAAGUACAAAUAGUUGGCAUUCAUAUAAUAUUUAAUAUAAUGUUAAGUAAAGUUUUAAAAGAAUUUCUCACGAAUAUUGUAAAACAUAAGUACCCUAUUUUUAUAUCCGAUUUUGUUUGUACUUUUAUGUUAGUCUUCCUGAAGAAUGUAUUACUUUGAUGGUAAUUAUUAGGACAUUUUUUUAAUAGUUAUUUCUUUUACAAACGAUCGUGAACUUGAGAGAGAUAAUAUUAUAUAGAUGUGAUGGAACAUAUCGUAUUCAUAUUCAGUACAUAAUUAAAAUUAUUAUGUUGGUAAAUAUGAUAUAUGUAUAUGUCAAUUAUUAUGUAGAGUACCGUAAAAUGAGUAUGUAUGGAUUUGUAAAUACUCGUCAUAUGUUUUGAAGAGUACGUAAAUAAGUUGUGAUUUUAUCAGUUAACGUUAUAAUACACGAAAUAAAAAUUAUAUUGUUUGUUAUA
This is a messenger RNA of Manduca sexta (tobacco hornworm), 5463 nucleotides long. Its product is annotated as solute carrier family 66 member 2. Gene Ontology annotation, cellular component: trans-Golgi network; endosome. Gene Ontology annotation, biological process: retrograde transport, endosome to Golgi; phospholipid translocation. The transcript has 6 exons. Lineage: Eukaryota; Metazoa; Arthropoda; Insecta; Lepidoptera; Sphingidae. Bases 218 to 1090 code for a protein of 290 amino acids. The record is from RefSeq and is a predicted model, not a curated record.